Symbiodinium sp. CCMP2456 is the source of this 873-nucleotide messenger RNA. The record is from the annotation of a GenBank genome assembly. Lineage: Eukaryota; Dinophyceae; Suessiales; Symbiodiniaceae.
AUGUUGGUGUUCCUGAUACUAGCAGAGUGCUUGUACUGCGUGGUGCGACAAGAGUCGAGCUUUGUGGUUGGUGCCUCGAGCCGUGCAAGCAGGAAGCGCACGACCUGUCGUGCUGAGACAGGCGAGAUGAGCUUCGAGCUUGAGCCCGUGCUGAAAGCAGCACACAGGGAAUGGGGACGGUACUUUGAAAAGCAUGCCGUGCGACGUCUAGGUUCAAAGUAUCGUCCUGUGAUGGGACUGGAAAGGUGGGAUUUCGACAUCGACAUGGGCAAAAAGGGGCAGGUGGACUUUUUGGGCGUAGGCAACGGAAUUGAAGCCUGGCAAGCAUUCGCUAAGGACUACAAGGCAUACAUGCACAAUGCCACCUACACCAAAUUGCAGAAGCCCCAUUUCCUCAUCGCAGAGAUUGGGCUGACCACACAAACUCUGAAAAAGAAGUUUGACGACAAUGCAACCUCGCUACUGUUGUUGCAAUCUUUUGUCAGCAGCGUCGAAUCACACAACCUGAACGCGGUGAAAUGCUUGGUCUACGAUGGAGCAGAUGCCGAAGAUUUCACCAAGUGCCAUGAGGCGAGAAAAUUCAUGGAUCAAGGAGGCAUCUUGAUCAACAUUCCAUACUUGUCAGCAGAGACAGUUCUCGACAAGCUCAACGAGACCACCAAACUCCGUGAGGAGAUCAGACAGUUGUUGAAUCGUUCAGGCAUGACCUCAACGUCAUCCCCGUCAUUUGUCGUCUGGGCGCGGGAGCUGGCCCGGAACCAGGACAGUGUUGUGAGAGCACGCGGUUUUAGCUCUGUCGUCGAGUUCUUGGCCGGGCUUGGAGGGGCUCCGGAUUGUGGGAGUGUCUCUGAGCGUCGGCAGGGCGGAGCAUGA